This is a messenger RNA of Cimex lectularius (bed bug), 494 nucleotides long. RefSeq lists its product as uncharacterized. The coding region runs from base 74 to 409 and encodes 111 amino acids. NCBI's taxonomy places the organism in Eukaryota, Metazoa, Arthropoda, Insecta, Hemiptera, Cimicidae. The record is from RefSeq and is a predicted model, not a curated record. The transcript is spliced from 3 exons.
AGAAUCCACCUCUCGCCACACUCAUCGCCGGCAACCCGUCAAAUUCGCACAAGUACAAACUGGAGAGUAUAACAUGAGACUUUUUAUCGGCUUCAGCCUUCUUAUCGUCGCUCAGUUAAGCGUGUGCGAAUGUGGAAUCCGGGUUAAAAGGCAAAGCGGCCCGCCGAUCGCAACGGGCGAAGUCAUCAACUCCAUCUUCCAGAUCCCCAUCCAAACGUUGAACGCGGUGCGCGACCUGUUCCAAGCGACGCGUACACGUGUGCAGGCGAUCGCCCAGGCGACGCAAACCGCAUACCAGCAGCAUCCCAACCACCGACCAAACCCGCACUUCUCAUACGACAAGGGCUUCUACAACAGCAAGGCCCUCGUCCAGCCGAACGAGAACAAAAAGCGGAGAUACAACGAUUAGUCAAAUAGUGUCAGUCAAUUCGUUUAUUACUCAAACUGUAACAGUUUACCUUUUUUUGAAUAAAAACUAAAUGAUCUUAUUUUUA